Carassius carassius (crucian carp) is the source of this 948-nucleotide messenger RNA. RefSeq lists its product as uncharacterized. Lineage: Eukaryota; Metazoa; Chordata; Actinopteri; Cypriniformes; Cyprinidae. The record is from RefSeq and is a predicted model, not a curated record. The transcript has 2 exons. The coding region runs from base 174 to 824 and encodes 216 amino acids.
ACCUGGAGGUGAGGCAGGCCCAGCUGAGAGAGCGGAGAACCGCGCUGGAAUCAUCCCGGGCUGACGCUCACAAGUCCGGGGUAAGUAUACAGCGAUCUGCUAACAGUCCCACCACGUCUACUCCGUGUGUUUCUCUGCACAGGCCCGGUGCACCCAGGACGCGAUCUUCCCAGAUGUCCCUCACUGCGACGCCGGGACACCACGGACCCUGGGUGCAUCCACAGCGGAGGACGCGAGCCGGGUCCCGGGCGACGACUUCUCCCCCUCCUGCCUUCGACAUCUCCAUCCGGAACCGCUUCGCUCCCCUCCGCGAGACAGGACGCGACGCUGUGAUCAUCGGAGACUCCAUCGUCCGACACGUAAGUGCUACGUUAGCCGAAGGUAAAGUGCACACUCAUUGUUUGCCUGGUGCUCGUGUUCUCGAUGUUUCUGCGCAGAUACCCGCGAUCCUGAAGGUCGACGAGAGCCCCAGAGCAGUCGUGCUUCACGCCGGGGUUAACGACACCACGCUGCGGCAGACGGAGACGCUGAAGAGGGACUUCAGCAGCCUGAUCGAGACGGUUCGCAGCACGACGCCCGCGGCGACGAUCGUCGUGUCAGGACCACUGCCCACGUAUCGACGAGGACACGAAAGGUUCAGUAGACUUUUUGCUUUAAAUGAAUGGCUGUUGUCAUGGUGUAAAGAACAGAAACUGCUAUUUGUUAAUAACUGGAAUCUUUUCUGGGAGCGUCCUAGGCUGUUUCGCGCUGAUGGAUUACACCCCAGCAGAAUCGGAGCGGAGCUGCUCUCUGACAACAUCUCCAGGACACUUCGCUCCAUGUGACUAAUUGCUGCUGCUGACUUGAGCCAACCAUUAUUUUCUCCUCUCCAUGUCAGCGGGGAAGCCAUACAUUUGCACACCUUCCUCUGACCGAGUGGAGCAUCCCCAUGCAGCACAGCAAACCAUG